AUGAUUAAAAGUUUCUCAAACAUGCCAAAAAUCAGAACUUUUGUAAUUGGAUGCGGAAUGACGAAGUUUGAAAAGCCGGGAAGGCGAGAGAACUUUGACUAUCCUGAUAUGGCUAAAGAGGCCGUUACGAAAGCAUUGAAAGAUGCUAAAAUCGAUUAUAAGGAGGUCAAACAAGCAACUGUUGGAUUUUGCUAUGGCGAGUCAUGCUCUGGCCAACGAGCUCUUUAUCAAAUGGGUAUGACAGGCAUUCCAAUCUACAAUGUCAACAAUAACUGCUCAACUGGUGCAUCUGCACUUUUCUUAGCCAAGCAGUUAAUUGAAACUGGAAACAAUGACUGUGUUCUUGCACUUGGAUUUGAAAAGAUGGAAAGAGGAUCAUUAGGAACUAAGUGGAAUGAUAGAACAGUUCCAUUAGAUAAGCAUUUCGAACAAAUGGUUGAAUUGGAAGGAUUUACAUCAGCUCCACCGGCAUCACAACUUUUUGGUAAUGCUGGGGAAGAGCAUAUGAAGAAAUAUGGAUCAAAGCCUGAACAUUUCGCGAAAAUCGCUUACAAAAAUCACAAACAUUCUGUCAACAAUCCAUACUCACAGUUCCAAGAUGAGUAUACUUUGGAACAGAUCCAAAACUCAACACAAGUGCAUCGAGUACUCACAAAACUUCAAUGCUGUCCAACUUCCGAUGGCUCAGCAUGUUGCAUUGUUGCCAACGAAGAUUUUGUUCGUAAACACAAGCUUGAAUCACAAGCAGUUGAAAUUGUUGCAAUGGAAAUGAAUACUGAUUUCGAGUCAUCAUUGAACGAAAAGAGCAGCAUCAAAUUAGUCGGAUAUGAUAUAACAAAGGCAGCAGCAAAAAAAGUGUUUGCUCAGACAAAUUAUAAGCCACAAGAUGUUGAUGUUGUUGAACUUCAUGAUUGUUUUUCAGCUAAUGAAUUGAUUACUUAUGAGGCACUUGGCUUGUGUCCUGAAGGAAAGGCUCAUGAAAUGAUUGACCGCGGUGACAAUACUUAUGGCGGUAAAUACGUCAUCAAUCCAAGUGGUGGUCUCAUCUCUAAAGGACAUCCACUUGGAGCAACAGGUCUUGCUCAAUGUUCUGAAUUAUGCUGGCAAUUAAGAGGUGAAGCUGACAAGCGUCAAGUUCAGAACUGCAAAUUGGCACUUCAACAUAAUCUUGGUCUUGGUGGUGCUGUUGUUAUUUCACUUUACCGUUUAGGUUUCCCAGAAGCCAACAAAGCAAAGUCAAAGUUGUAA
Molecule: messenger RNA, 1248 nt
Organism: Chironomus riparius
Lineage: Eukaryota; Metazoa; Arthropoda; Insecta; Diptera; Chironomidae
Source: the annotation of a GenBank genome assembly